AUGCAGCGUCGAGCAGAGACUACCGACAGUUGUCAUGGCCGUCCUGAAAAUGAGACUGAUUUGAGCAGAGUCUUCUCGGAUGUCACCCUGCGUCUCUGUUGGUUUGCAUUUGUCCUUCUCCACGCGUAUUGCUGGAUCUAUUUUGCAGCGAUGGCUCUGUGUUACUGGGGUUUACCUGGAACGAUGUUGGAUGUCUGGUUAUACUUGUAUGGACUGAGCUUGGGCACCGAGCAUGACCGUAACAUUGCCGUCAUUCUGGGAAGUGUAGCGUCAAUUCAUUUGUGCUACUUGGUGUGGAUGCUCGGCUGGUCCCUUCAGAAGCGUCAGUUUGUCUUUGCUGUUUAUGAUAUUUUUCCGCCGUCAAGGACAGAUUCAAUACGUAUAAACAAGCGCCUACAUCGCUACGCUAGAAAUGUCUAUCGCGCAGUAUUAUCAAGCAUUGGCGUUCUCAGUGUGGACAGCCCAUACUUUGACUUGGUGCUGAUAUGUCGAGAAAUCGUCGAGACUGCGCUUCAGACCCAGCAGGCUUAUCGAAUGAGUGUAUUACUCCCGCGUACGCGAUUAAACAGAUGCUACGUUGCAUUGCUAGUUAUCAACUGCUGGUCGACUGCGUUGAUACACUCCACUUUUCACAAGAUAUCAACGAAACGCCGAUUCUACGUGAUUGUGUGUGAUAGCGUACUCGAUAUGGUGUCAUCUGUCGGCAUAUCAACGGUUAUACUAGCAAUUUACGCAGUGGAUUUUGACUUUGAGCUAGGCGAAUUUCCAAGCUACAAAUGGUAUGAAGACGUUUGGCUUAUGCACGUCCUGAGUGAGUUUCACUUGGUGCUGGUCACUUCGUGGAGCGAUUUGGUGAUGCGACUGGUGUUCUCCUUGAGCAUGUUAGGCAACAUGGAUAAUAUGAAGAAGCUGCUGUGUACAACUACUACAAGUGCGAUACCAUCGGAAGUGAGAAAACUCAGUGUCAAUCGACGAAGAUCUUCAAUAGUGCCUGCUUCUGACCCUAAAGUGACGGAUGUGAAACAUGCGUACCGUAAGAACAGGUUACAAAUUCUGAUAGAGUCCCGAGUGAUGCAAGGAUUUUUUGGUAUGUGGGGAGCUGCUCUAUUGAUUCUCCACUUAUACGCUGAGUCAAUCUCAAGCGUCCCGCAAUGCGCAAUGCAAGUAAAGCCUUGGGGCACUUCCGUGCCAUCAUGUUCUUUAUUCGUUUUGGACUGUCAUGCCGUCAGCAUGGAUGGUGUUAGUGAUGAAGUUUCAAUUCAGUGGAGUACGUUUGACCGCUCAACUACCUCAGGUUUAGUGAUCAGACACUGUCCUCACUUUGAAGUUCCUGUCAUUUUGACCGAAUUUAAGCGGCUUAAACUGCUGAAAUUCUACAAUACAACCAUUACGGAGUGGAAUGAAAGCGCUGCUCUAUCACAAACUCACCAUCCAAGCCUUGUCAUGUUGUUCCUGGUACGUGUGAACAUGACAAAUGGCGAGCUGCCGACCGGUUUACAGGGGAGUGGCUUCCCAAAAUCGCUAAUGGAUAUCGAAUUCUGUAACACAAAUUUACGUGUACUACCCGACGAUCUAGAUUUGAAAUGGCCAAAAUCAGGAACGAUCUACUUCGAGGCAAGUAACCUGUCCACAGUUCCAGACUCGUUAGUAAGGCUUUCACCAUACGUUACCUCGCUCGCAUUGAAUCCGAUUGCGAGUAUACCCGAGUCGAUAUUGAUGAGAACCGCCGGCUAUCUUCACGUUGGUGGAACGCUCAUCACUGGAUUACCGCAGACUGCGAAGAUAUCACCAUUUUUUAAACUGCGAGUAGAUCGUACCAAUGUUUCCUUCUUUUGGGAUUGGGUCGAUCCGAUGGUCGCCCAUGCGGGUCUGGUAUACAACAGCCUUCCAACGAUCCUGGCAACGGGUUCUCCAUACUGCUCGGAGUUGCAGAGAAUUUUUGAAGGGAGUCAAUCGAACUUUUCAGCACCGUGGCGCCAAGGGGUAUCAAUGACCUUGUCAGAUGCAUCUCCGGAGAACUGGGCGACACUCAAGAAGGCAGUAUCAUGCGGGGCAUGGACACAGACGCUGUAUCCUGUUGAGUUUGAAGAUAACUACAGCAAGAUCGCCACCGAGAUAAGCAACCAUAAAAUGGCACUUGAUCAGGUUUUGACACAGGAGCAGACGUAA
Messenger RNA from Phytophthora nicotianae INRA-310, 2169 nucleotides. RefSeq lists its product as hypothetical. The record is from RefSeq and is a predicted model, not a curated record. NCBI's taxonomy places the organism in Eukaryota, Oomycota, Peronosporomycetes, Peronosporales, Peronosporaceae. Bases 1 to 2169 code for a protein of 722 amino acids. The transcript is spliced from 2 exons.